AUGCACACCACUUCACUCCGAUCUGCACUGGCAAAUGCGUUCCAGAUUCCGCUGCGCCCGGCGGCGACGAGACAGUUAUAUACCCAGGCUGCGCUGCCUAUGAGCAGGAGUAAUGGACAGAGUCUGUCUUCGACGCCAUCGUCGUUAGCGCCGGCUUUGAGGUCGUCGUUCUCUACGUCGGCGGUGCGUGCGGCGAAAAAGAAGGGUGGCAGAGCGAAGAAGGACCAGCGAAUCACCCUGAUCCGCUAUUUCCUAUACCAUCCAACAACCCUGCAACCCCGUCCACUCCGCUUCUCGCGCAACCGAUAUCUACGACACUGGACGAUCCACCGAGCAUGGAACUUGUACCAAGCGAAGCUGAAGAACGCUCGCCAGCUCGAGCUGGAAAGACAGUACAACGCGAUGGCGGCGGCGAACGAGGAGCUGCGACUGGGCGCUGGCGAUGGCGGACGAUUGUUCCGCAAAGCCCAGAUGAAGACCGGUGUGUGGAGUAUUCCUGAGCGUGGCGGUGGUGUACCGAUUGAGUAUGCGAAGGGACUGGUGGAGUGGGUCGGCUCGACCGGUAUGGGUGGUGUGGCCGCCGAGGGUUCCGUUGGGAAGAAGGCUAUGAUUUGGGAUGCCGCGUGGAAGAGAUUUUAG
Messenger RNA from Exophiala bonariae, 639 nucleotides. RefSeq lists its product as uncharacterized. Bases 1 to 639 code for a protein of 212 amino acids. Gene Ontology annotation, molecular function: structural constituent of ribosome. The transcript is spliced from 2 exons. The record is from RefSeq and is a predicted model, not a curated record. Gene Ontology annotation, biological process: mitochondrial translation. Lineage: Eukaryota; Fungi; Ascomycota; Eurotiomycetes; Chaetothyriales; Herpotrichiellaceae.